AACACUGUCAAACUGACAAUUUUCAUUAAAAAACCCCAAAAAAAAAAUGUCAUGAAAAAAUGCAAAAAAAUAUGAUAAAAGAAAAAAUCUAAAUAAAAAAAUUCUAUAAAAAGAUGCGCGAUUCGAAAUGUGACUUGUUGAUAAAGCCGCGUGUAUCUAACCACAUAUCGAAAUGUGAGUUCAAGUCUGCUACAAGUUUGGAAGCGAAAGCAUCUUCUAUUAUAAGCAGUUGUAGGAUCUGCCUGUCUUCGUUGCUGGACCCUGCGGUACUGACAUGCGGCCACAGGUUCUGCGAGAAGUGCCUCAACCAGUACUGGCGUAUUCGGGACAAGCCGGACUACAUCGUGUGUCCGCUAUGCCGUGCUUGCGCCUUCAAUGUUGAUUUCGCUAAGAAAGAAGAAAGAGCAUCAACAGAAGACUUCAGAAAGAUGUUCACGGAGAUGUCAAACAUCAGUGAUUAUAAUAUGAACAAUGCAAUUAUACUAUGUCUGAAGCUAAGUGUGCUGAUGCCCGCAUUCUAUUGGGUGGCGAAGUGGCUCAAAAUGCCUCUACUAGACCUCUUCACCAACAUACAUCACAAAUUGAUAAGUAAACCGUGAAUAUUAUAUUAUGUACUUGUAACCUUGGUUCAUAAUUUAUAUGCUGAAUAAGCUAAUGUAACUAACUUUCCUAUUUCAUGUUCUAUAAAGAUGUCAAAAGUGUAUGUACUUGUUAGUGCAAUACUGAAACUGAUUACAUACACGCUUUAUGAAA
Molecule: messenger RNA, 753 nt
Organism: Spodoptera frugiperda (fall armyworm)
Lineage: Eukaryota; Metazoa; Arthropoda; Insecta; Lepidoptera; Noctuidae
Product: LON peptidase N-terminal domain and RING finger protein 3-like
Exons: 2
Coding region: 114-599 (161 amino acids)
Source: RefSeq, a predicted model, not a curated record